AUGGAAAUAGAUACGAAUAAUCAACCAACAGUAUCUUCAAAUAAUACGGAAGAAUUAAAAGAAAAUGAAGAUGAAGAUGAAGAUUUUUUAAUCAUGGCUGAUAUAGGACAUGAUAUUGAUCAACAAACUGUUCUCGAACAUGCUUCCAAAUCUGAAAUUCGAGCAAUUGAUAUUGAUAGUACAAAUCCAUAUAUUCAAAUUGGUCCAUAUACAUUUCAAGGACAAUAUAAUUAUAUACUUGGUACAAAUUUAUUCUUUAGUACAACAUCAACAACAACAACCGAUGAUAGUACAAGUACCAGUGAUCGAACAGAAGAAGCAGGAACAAAUAAUCCUAAUGGGAAUGAUUUAAAUUUAAUCGGUUCAAGCGAUAAAAAACUAAAUUUAUCACGUGUUUAUAUUUAUCCUAAAAAGAAUGAUGAUAUUGAUAAUCCAUCCAAAUCUUAA
Messenger RNA from Adineta steineri, 447 nucleotides. NCBI's taxonomy places the organism in Eukaryota, Metazoa, Rotifera, Eurotatoria, Adinetida, Adinetidae. The record is from the annotation of a GenBank genome assembly.